This is a messenger RNA of Acanthosepion pharaonis, 531 nucleotides long. NCBI's taxonomy places the organism in Eukaryota, Metazoa, Mollusca, Cephalopoda, Sepiida, Sepiidae. The record is from the annotation of a GenBank genome assembly.
AUGUUUGUAGCAACGAUCUUUGCUAGAGAAUAUCUUGUUCUCUUUCCUAUCCAUCUCAGUUAUACAUUUUUGUUUACCUCUCACCCAAUCCCCCCUCUCUCUCUUUCCCUCUCCUGUUCAUUUCGAAUUCAAUUUGAAUUAAUGUGUGUCCCAAUCUAUCUAUCUAUCUAUCUAUCUAUCUAUCUAUCUAUCUAUCUAUCUAUCUAUUACAGUUUGUAUCUAUUUAUUUUUCUGACGUUGUUAAUUAUCUAUCUACCUACCUAUCUGCUCAUCUCUCCCAGCCUCCCCCUCUCACUCUCUCUCUCACUCUCACUCUUUCUCACUCUCUCUGUCUCUCUCUCUCUGAAAAUAUACGUUUUUCUCCCUCUCUCUCUCUCUCUCUCUCUCUCUCUCCUCUCUCUCAUGAUUAAUAAUUUUUUGUCACUUCUUCUUUCGGUUCUCUUCGCACAUUUCUUUAUUGCAGAAUUAUUCCCCUCACUUUUGGAUAGCGUCUCUUGGCCCCAGCCUCGCUUUCUCAUAUACUCCGUCUAG